This is a messenger RNA of Arxiozyma heterogenica, 1824 nucleotides long. Its product is annotated as alpha-mannosyltransferase. Bases 1 to 1824 code for a protein of 607 amino acids. The record is from RefSeq and is a predicted model, not a curated record. Gene Ontology annotation, molecular function: alpha-1,2-mannosyltransferase activity. Lineage: Eukaryota; Fungi; Ascomycota; Saccharomycetes; Saccharomycetales; Saccharomycetaceae. Gene Ontology annotation, cellular component: Golgi apparatus. Gene Ontology annotation, biological process: mannan biosynthetic process. The transcript has a single exon.
AUGCCGACAUUUUUAUUGAGAAAUUUCUUAAGGUUAUUCCAAAGGAAAUCUAAAUUUCUUAUUAUUCCAAUAAUUUUUAUAACAAUCUUAUUAUAUCUAUUUUUUUCACUCCCUAAUAUUUCAUCAUCAUCAUCAUCACCAUCGUCAUCAUAUAAUUACAAUAAUAUAAUCAAUCCACAACAUUGGAUAGAAUCAUUUGACUCGACUAUAUCAAGUGAUUUACCUGUAUUAAAUGAUUUGCCUAAAUCAAGUGAGCUGCCUGAACCAAAUGAUUUAUCUGAUCUAAAUUUAAAACAAUUCUACAGUUCUUUAAUGGAGACUUUAAUAGAACUGUCACCAGAGGGAGAAUGUGGCAAAAACUAUAACAGUAAUUGUAAGUUGGAAGGCGCUUUAGGUGGUGAUCCAAGUGGUGAUGAUUACAAGAACUGGUUCAAAGCUACCUAUGACAAUUUGUCUGAAUGCCUGAUGUUAACUGAUUACCAAAUUACUAUGUUACGUAACAAACACUCUAUGGUCACUGACUUUAUCAAUCAAAUAACUCUACCUAAUAAUGCUAUAGGCGGUAAGGGGAUCGUUAUUGUUGGUGGUGGGAAAUAUUCUUUAUUAGCUGCAAUGAAUAUCGAAGUUUUAAGAUAUUUUAACACAACUUUGCCCGUUGAAAUCUUUAUCCCACCUGGUGAAAAUGAUCCUAGUUUCUGCCAAAAUUAUUUACCUAAAUUAAAUGCAAAAUGUACGCAAGUCGAAGAUAUCUUCAAUGAAGCUACUAUCCAGAAUGUUCAUUUUAAAGGGUAUCAGUAUAAAUCAUUGGCUUUAUUAUCCUCAAAAUUUAAAGAUAUUUUAUUCUUAGAUGCUGAUAAUUUCCCAAUUAAAAAUUUAGAUUCUAUCUUCGAUGAUAUCGCAUAUAAAGCUAAUGGUAUGAUUCUUUGGCCCGAUUUCUGGAGAAGAACAGACUCACCAAGAUAUUAUGAUAUAGCCAAGAUCAAAUAUAAUAGAGAUAAAAGAGUUAGAAAUUUGAUUGACGAUCUUACCCCAGUAGAAGUUUACACUGAAAAUUUGAAUGAUAUGAAAAACGUUCCAUUCCAUGAUCUGGAAGGUACAAUUCCCGAUCUUUCCACAGAAUCCGGUCAAUUUUUAAUAAAUAAAUCAAUUCAUUGGAAAACCAUAGCUCUAUCGCUUUAUUAUAAUUUAAAUGGUCCAAAUUGGUACUAUCCAAUUUUUACACAGGGUGGCCCUGGUGAAGGUGAUAAAGAAACUUUUAUUUCUGCUGCUACUGUGUUUGAAUUACCAUAUUAUCAAACUAGAAGGAAACCUGCAAUCGGUGGUUACCAUCAUGAUGGAUUCCAUGGUGUUUGUAUGUUACAAGAAGAUUUCAGAAUAGAUUUCCAAAACUAUCUAAUGGCUAGAAAAGAAUUGAAUGAUAAAUAUAAGAAUUUCGAAACGCACACUUUUACUAAUCAAAGCCAUAAUGUUUUAAAACAUUUCUAUGAAACUUAUUUCACCUACGAUGAACCGGAUGUUAUGUUUGUCCAUUUCAAUUUCCCUAAACUAGACCCUGUAGAAUUAUCAAAGGAUCACAGAUUCAUACUAAAAAAUGGUGAACAACUUAGAAGUAUUUCUGAUUUGAAACCUCUUAGAUAUUUCGAUUUGGAAUUGAAUGUCAAUCAGAAAUUGAAAGAGGUUGUAUGUGAUAUGGAUAACAGAUUUGUUUACAUACUUAAAAGUUUUGAGAAUCCAGAGACUACUAAGGAAACAGUCUGUAAUUAUAUUGAGAAAAGAAUUAAAUUCUUAUCUGAAACACAUUUUGAAGCCACCACCUCUAAAUAA